Molecule: messenger RNA, 1869 nt
Organism: Abrus precatorius (Indian licorice)
Lineage: Eukaryota; Viridiplantae; Streptophyta; Magnoliopsida; Fabales; Fabaceae
Product: pentatricopeptide repeat-containing protein At1g08070, chloroplastic-like
Exons: 1
Coding region: 1-1869 (622 amino acids)
Biological process (GO): RNA modification
Molecular function (GO): protein binding; RNA binding; zinc ion binding
Source: RefSeq, a predicted model, not a curated record
AUGAGAUCAAGCUGUGUUUCAGUUAUUACAGUUGGGGCAAACCCAACUAACACAACCACCUUAAUAGACAAAUGCACAACAUUGUCCCAAGUGCGCCAAAUUCAUGCCCACAUCAUCAAAACAAACCUCGUCACUCACGCACUCUGUGUCGCUAAACUCAUCAACGUUCUUUCCCAUAGUUGCAAUCCCUACGACGCCGUUUCCGUUUUUGCCCACGUGCUCUCUUGCUUCCAAGACAUGCGAGGAAUCGAUUUUUCUGUUCCCUCUGUUCUUAGAGCUUGUGGAAGGUCACGUGCAUUCGAGGAAGGGAAGCAAAUUAUGGGUUUCGUUUUGAAAACCCAUUUGUGGGGUGACCCGUUUGUAACGAACUCUUUGGUUCGCAUGUGCUUGGAGGUUGGUAUGAUUGAACUUGCAAGAUCAGUGUUUGAUAAAAUGCCUGUAAGAGAUUUGAUCUCUUGGAACUCAUUACUUUCGGGGUAUUUGAAAGCUGGUGAGAUUGAAAUGGCACGUGAGGUUUUUGAGAAAAUGCCUCAAAGGGAUGUGAUUACUUGUAAUGCCAUGAUUGAUGGGUAUGGGAAGCAUGGGAUGUGUGAGCUUGCUGAGGAGGUUUUUAUGGGCAUGAGUGUAAGGGAUGUGGUUACUUGGACAAGUAUAAUUUCGGGUUUUGUGAUUAAUCAUCAACCAAGGAAAGGACUAUGUUUGUUCAGAGAAAUGUUGAGUUUAGGGGUUCGACCUGAUGCUCCUGCUAUUGUUAGUGUCCUUUCAGCCAUUGCUGAUCUGGGUUUUGUUGAGGAAGGAAAAUGGAUACACACUUACAUAUAUACUAAUAAGAUACAUCACAAUUAUAGUUUCAUUGGAUCAGCACUCAUAAACAUGUAUGCUAAAUGUGGCCAAAUAGAAAAUGCUUACUUUAUAUUUAGAAGCAUUUGUCACCGGCGAAAUGUUGGUGACUGGAAUUCUAUGAUCUCUGGUUUGGCUUUACAUGGAUUGGGUCAUGAAGCUAUUGAGGUUUUCCAGGACAUGGAAAGGGCAGAACUUGAGCCUGAUGAUAUCACUUUCUUAGGGCUUUUAAGCGCUUGCAACCAUGGAGGCCUCAUGGAGGAGGGCCAAUUUUAUUUUGAAACCAUGCAGGUGAAGUACAAGAUAGUUGCUAAAAUUCAACACUAUGGAUGCAUUGUUGACCUUCUUGGUAGAGCAGGUCGCUUAGAAGAGGCACUUGGGGUUAUACAUGAUAUGCCUUUGGAGCCUGAUGUUUUAAUUUGGAAGGCCAUUCUCAGUGCCAGCAUGAAGCAUAAUGACAUUGUAAUGGGGCACACUGCUGCAUUUCGAGCUAUUGAAUUGGCUCCAGAAGAUUCAAGUUGUUAUGUUCUUCUCUCAAAUAUCUAUGCCAAAGCAGGAAGGUGGGAUGAUGUGAGUAAAGUUAGAUCAAUGAUGAAAAGAAGGGGAGUGAGGAAAAUUCCUGGAUGUAGCUCCAUUCUUGUUAAUGGUGAAGUCCAUGAGUUCCUUGUGGGUAAGGCCAUGGAUGUAGGGUACAACCAAAGUGUUAUCUCAAAGUUAGAGGAGGUUGUGUGUAAGUUGAAGUUGAAUGGAUAUGAACCUGAUCUCAAUCAAAUUUUUCUUGAUAUUGAAGAGGAUGAAAAAGAGUGCCAACUAACUCUUCACAGUGAGAAAAUGGCUCUUGCCUUUGGAUUGUUGAGUGUGCCAAAAGGUAUUCCCAUUCACAUAGUGAAGAAUUUAAGAAUUUGUUGUGAUUGUCACACGUUCAUGCAGCUGGCUUCAAAAACCUACGAACGUCGAAUUAUUGUCAGAGAUCAAAACCGUUUUCAUCAUUUUGAUAAGGGCUUCUGUUCCUGCAGAAAUCAUUGGUGA